UAGCGAUAACAGCUGUCGCACAAGUCACAACAUAACCUGAAACUGUUACAAUCAAAAAUACGUGUCAGAAGAGUUGGGGCAGUUCAAGUUCGGUGGUUUAUGAUGAUUGCGAGUAGAAAUUUUUUUCUUCGUUUCGGCGGCAUAAAAUUUUAAAAAUCAUGAGAAAUUACUUUAUAGGAUAGAACCUUACGAAAAACUGAAUAUUUUCGUGAAGAAUCGGUGCUGGAAGUUUGCCGUCUUAUUUCCAUAAUCUUUUCAUCACAGUCAUCGUGUGUGGAUAUUGGCCGUUUAUCAAGCGUACAGCAGCAUGUUUAAAAAUGCAAGAGAUAUGCUUGCACAGCUUCAAUGAGGAAUAUUUUCAUCGAUCGUAAACUAUAUAUGAUAAUUGAGAAAAAAUAACAACUCUUUGUGACUCAACGAGAAAUUCUCUCAAAUUUUCUUCGUAUGUCUUGAACUGGCGCGUAAUUCUAUGUGCCCCUCGAUAUUCGACAUACAUCAUAUACUCGUCCGAACGUCCGAAUAUUAUUUAUACAGGCUCCGCGAGGAUCGGAUGUGCACACCUCCGGAGACGCAAUAAUUUUGCGAAUGGAUUGGCGAGUAAACGGAAUAUUUCCGGCUGUAAUUGCCGGUGAAGAAUCUCAUGGUUCUGAAAAUCUUUCGCAACGUGUAUCCGUUGCUUCCUUAAUGAAAAUCACGUCGGAUGACAGCAAAGAAUUCAUAUGUGGCUGGGGUGCUGCUGUUAUAAAUGUCGCUGUCACUUAUCCUAUUAAUAAAAUCAUAUUUAGACAGAUAUUGGAAGGUGUGCCCGCGGAUACGGCGGUUAGACAAUUGUCGAGGGAAGGAUUGAGACUACUCUACAGAGGAAUACUACCGCCGUUGUGUCAAAAAACUUUGUCGCUGAGCAUAAUGUUCAGCGUUUACGAAGGCUGUAGAACUAGACUGACAAGAUUAACGGAGAGAAAAAUGUUGGCAAAAUUUAUAGCGGCUAAUGUUGCUGGUACGACGGAGGCGAUGUUAAUGCCUCUCGAACGGGUACAAACUUUAUUGCAGGACUGGCGCAAUCAUAGUAAAUUCAAAAACACGACUCACGCGUUCCGUUAUCUACUAACCACCUAUGGAAUUGCCGAAUGUUACCGGGGUCUCGUACCAAUUAUUUAUCGCAAUGGCCUCUCCAAUUUAACGUUCUUUACGUUGAGAGAUUACUCGAAAACUUUGAUGGGGGAGGACGAGUCGUUGGUCGGGAAUUUCGUCAGUGGUGCUUUAAUCGGUGGUUUCACCAGUACCGUAUUUUAUCCAAUGAACAUUGUUAAAAUACACAUGCAGUCCAAGAUUGGCGGAGAUUUUGAAAGAAUGAGCGUCACCCUUCGAGAACUGUGGAUUCUGCGUGAUCGUAGUAUAAGAAAUUUUUACAAAGGCGUGCAUUUGAAUUACAUGCGCUCAUUCAUCAGUUGGGGCGUUAUAAAUGCGGCCUACGAUUUUUUGAAACAUUUCCUUUUUUUCACCAACUAAUCGAUGUAUGGUAAGCUCUCAUUUCAACGCCUUGUACGUUUGUCGGAUCACAAUCACGACGAAUCGUUGAAGUUUCACCACCAUUUAUUCAUUUUGUUACAUCUGAUUUUCUAUCAUUAAUUAUUAUUGUAUCGACUAAUCGGAAAUUCUACUCUACACCAAAGAGCGUCACAAUUUUUCCAUUAUUUUUAUGUAUAUAUUGAAAUUAUAUUGUGUUUAGUAAUGGAAUAGAAAAAAAAUUCUCGUGUUUUGUAGCUCAAUUUUUUUAAUUAUAUUAUUUUUAUAUAAGUGUUCGACCAUUCGCGAUUAUAGGCCGGAAAUACGAUAUCGUAUUUGAACGAAUAAUUUAAAAAGUGUAUAUAUUAGAUGUAAUAAUUUGAGUCGACAACGUGACGAAAGCCAUGGAUAAUGAUUGUAUCGAUGGGGCUAAAUAUAUAUGUAACUCGGAUUUGAUAAAAAUUAUUAAUUCA
Molecule: messenger RNA, 1979 nt
Organism: Venturia canescens
Lineage: Eukaryota; Metazoa; Arthropoda; Insecta; Hymenoptera; Ichneumonidae
Product: mitochondrial nicotinamide adenine dinucleotide transporter SLC25A51
Exons: 3
Coding region: 586-1509 (307 amino acids)
Cellular component (GO): mitochondrion
Molecular function (GO): NAD transmembrane transporter activity
Source: RefSeq, a predicted model, not a curated record